AUGUCUCUUGCAACAAGUUCAGCACAUCCUUCAAAGCCCCGCCAGGUUUAUCACGAACCAACAGGGAUGCACCGCCUUGACAUCCUCUCGAGGGCAUUAUCGAAGCUCCUCCGACAUCAGGCCGGCCGGGAGCACAUGAAUAUGGACAAAAGGGGAUUUUUGUCAUUGUGCGAUGUGUUGAACCACCGGUAUUUCAAAUCUAUGAAGGCCACCCCGGAAGACAUUUUUCAGGCGGUGAACAUCAACGACAAGAAGCGGUUUAAGAUUGUCCAGGUGCAGGAUGAUGGAAUCGAUUAUGACAAUGAGUGUAAGGAGUGCGAGGUACACACUUAUGUGCAAGGAUGUCACUACAUGAUAUGUGCACUACAGGGUCAUUCGAUAGCAUCGGUGACCGACUCAUAUGGGAUGACGGAGAUCAAGAAGAACGAGUAUCCAGAGCAAAUAAUUCACGGCACAUACUACAAUAAGCUCAAGAGCAUAAAAGAGAGUGGAGGUCUGAGCAGAAUGUCCAGAAAUCACAUUCAUUUUGCAGAAGGUAUGCCGAGAUACAUGAAUACCGGAAAGCGGGCCAGAGAAACGCCAUGUAAAGAAAAUGGAAAGGCUUUGGAGAGCCAGGAUAGGGCGGGUGUGCGGAAGAAGAGACGCGCAUCGAUUAUCAGCGGGAUGAGGAAAAAUUGCAACGUGAUAAUAUCAUUGGAUAUUGAGAAGGUGAAGAAGAGCGACCUGGUGUUUUAUCGAAGUGGAAAUGGGGUGAUUCUGUGUCCGGGAGACAAGGAUGGACUUGUCAAGCUGGAAUACUUUGGAAAAGUGACCGAUAUGAGCGGCAAAGAGAUCGAUCUAGAGACGAUCUAG
Molecule: messenger RNA, 852 nt
Organism: Brettanomyces bruxellensis
Lineage: Eukaryota; Fungi; Ascomycota; Pichiomycetes; Pichiales; Pichiaceae
Exons: 1
Coding region: 1-852 (283 amino acids)
Biological process (GO): tRNA splicing, via endonucleolytic cleavage and ligation
Molecular function (GO): tRNA 2'-phosphotransferase activity
Source: RefSeq, a predicted model, not a curated record